This is a messenger RNA of Prorocentrum cordatum, 300 nucleotides long. The record is from the annotation of a GenBank genome assembly. NCBI's taxonomy places the organism in Eukaryota, Dinophyceae, Prorocentrales, Prorocentraceae.
AUGUCCCCCGGCGCGGCGGCACCUUCGUCGCUGGGCGGCGCUCCCGGUGGCUGCACGGGCGGGGCCCGCAGCGGCAACACCGAGGACAGGUCGAACACCUCCAGCCCGGGGUGGCUGCCGGCCAAAGCAGCGGCGACUUCCAAGAGCUUCUUCGAGUCGCCCCAGUCCUUGGUCACCACGGCGGCCAGGGUCGGGAUCUCACCCAACACGUCCGCCAGCCUCGCCACCGGGUCGUGGGGGUCCACCGGGGUCAGGCAGCACCCUGCCAGGAAGCCGCCGAGCUCUGCGAUGGGCAGAUAG